Molecule: messenger RNA, 6523 nt
Organism: Vollenhovia emeryi
Lineage: Eukaryota; Metazoa; Arthropoda; Insecta; Hymenoptera; Formicidae
Gene: kibra
Product: protein kibra
Exons: 12
Coding region: 127-4188 (1353 amino acids)
Biological process (GO): regulation of hippo signaling; cell migration; negative regulation of organ growth
Cellular component (GO): cytoplasm
Molecular function (GO): molecular adaptor activity; kinase binding
Source: RefSeq, a predicted model, not a curated record
GCGAGCCGAGCGAACGCGCCGUAUAUGCGGCACCGAGAAGCGUGCACCCGCGCGCGCAGAUAUGCGCCCGUCGACCGCACGACGAUAGAGAGAGAGCUUUUGGAUGGAUUUAGAGCGCAGUGAAAUAUGCCAAGGAGACGGAAUGGGGAGAUACCGCUUCCGGAAGGGUGGGACGUCGCCCAGGACUUCGACGGGAAGGUGUACUUCAUCGAUCACAACACGCGGAAGACUACGUGGAUCGAUCCCCGAGAUAGGUUUACCAAACCCCAAACGUUCGCGGAUUGUAUCGGGAACGAGCUUCCCCUCGGCUGGGAGGAGGCCUACGAUAAGCACGUGGGCGCCUACUACAUCAAUCAUGUCAAUCAGACAACUCAACUGGAAGAUCCAAGGCAGGAAUGGCGAGCCAUUCAGGAGGCCAUGCUUCGCGAGUAUAUGCAGACCGCACAUGACGUACUCGAGGCGAAGAAGGAGAUCUAUGACGUAAAACAGCAAAGGCUCUGCCUGGCGCAGGAUGAGUACAAUCACCUCAAUAAUGCCUUAACCACCCUUGGCGCAUCGCGUACAAGUUUGUGUUCCAGCUCGAGUUCCUUGAGCACCAAAUACGACCCUGACCUGCUUAAAUCGGACGUGGCACUCGCGAGGAGCCGAGUUUCUCGACUGAAACGAGAACUCGAGCAGAUUCGAGCGGAGAUGAAUUGCACGCAACGAGGAGUGGAUACUCUCGCCAGUGUGGAACAAAAAUUGAGCAGCCAUCAUGGUGGAUGCUACAAUAUCAUGGAGGCGCAGGCGAUCAUGACGGAGCUCCGCAACAUCCAGAAGUCGUUGAGCUCGGGCGAGAAGGAAAAGGCCGAGUUGAUGCAAUCGCUCGCGCAGUUAAAGGACGAACUGACAAGGUUGCAGCUAUGCGAGGGCAGUCCGGAAGCUAGCACGCUCAGCUUGCCACAGGAGAAGCUCAGCACGGCUUCCCAGACCGAUCUCUCGGGCGAGCUGGUGCCGAUCGGCACUCGGCUGGCCGAGAUGGCGCGAAUGAGGCUGCAAUACGACGAGGCGAGAAAACAGAUCCAGCAUAUACAACAGCAGUUGGCGGAUCUCGAAGAGAAGGUGACGCCGGGUCAAACCGAGAGCGACAAGGACAAGCUGCUACUGUUCCAGGAGAAGGAGCAGUUGCUGAGAGAAUUGCGUAGUAUUACACCGCGUACGAGGACGCAGCAGGACAUGAAGAAGAUACAGCUGGAGAUUCGCAGGCUCGAGCAGGAUCUUAAUACCGCGUUCGAGCUUUCGAACAAGACCAUUACCGAUCGCGUGCGACUCCACGAGGAGAAGCAGCUGUUACUGCAGCAACUCAGGAACGCGCUGCGCUCAAUGGCGAUGUUGGAGGGCCAAUUGAAGACUUUGAGCGCCAGCACGUUGUCGGUGAGCAGCAGUUCCAGUCUCGGAAGCCUCAGCACGACGAGCAGCAAGGGUUCCCUAAGUUCCGGACUGAGUUUCACGGACAUUUACGGUGGCCCGCAGUGUAUGGGAUCGGUUAACUUACAGCAGGAGCGACCGGUCGAUAUGGUUGAUCUUCACAGACGUGUCGAGAGACUGUUGCGUGGUUCCGAGCAGAGCAAUCUCGUCGGCACACCCUCGCCCGGCAGAUCUCAGCCCAGUCUCUCCCCAAGAUCGAGCUUGUCCAGCGUCAGCCCGCCGGUGUCGCCGUUGUACGAAAACGCGCCGAUGGGCCCGCCGCCAGCUUACGAGCAGGUGGAGCAGCAGAGGAGGCAGUAUCAGAGAGCAGCACCUGCGACGGCUACGACAACGACGGCGAUUAGCGGCACUGUCGCGUCGCACCUGGACGGGAAUCAAUUGGAGGACCGUUUGUCAGAAUUCAGGCUGAGUCAGCAGCAAGGAGUAGCGCCGCACCAAGAACAGCCCUGCUCCGUCAAUUCGCAGGAUCGUCUGAAACUCGUGAUCGGUCCUCAUCCGCCCGUCGAGCUGCAGUCGAGUAACAUGUCCCAGGGCAGCGGCCUGGGCAGGCCCGGCGCGAGUGGCGCGCAGCUGCAACUGCAGCAGGCACCGCCGCCGUCCCUGCCGCAGGAGCCACCUCCCUUGUCGCCGAUCAGCGAGACGCCACCGCCUACCGGGAUCAGGUCUAGGGCCAGCAGUUCCGGCACCAACACCAGAUCCGUCUCCGCCGCGGUCUCCGACGAGAGCGUCGCGGGUGAUUCGGGUGUCUUCGAGGCGUGCAACCGGAAGAGAUUGUCCGGGCCCAUUUCCGACGUGGACCCGUUAGCUUCCAGCGAAAUGAGCUUGGAGACGGCGCAGGUGCAGAUUAAACUGAGGUAUUCGGUGAGCGACGGACUGCUCCACGUUGGCAUCGAGCGUGCGAGAAAUCUGGCCGCGCUUUUCAUACCCGAUAACGCGCAAGUGUACAUCAAAGCCGCCCUGCUGCCGAUGCAGCCGCCCGUCAACCACACGUGCUGCACGAAAUCCGUCGUCGAUCUGCGAAAGCCGACCUUCGGCGAGACGUUCCCGAUCGCCGUGCCGCUCAACAAGCUGUACACGAAAACGCUGCAGGUGACACUCUGGUGCACCGAGGCCGAGAAAUGUUUGGGUUCUGCGCAAGUCUCGCUGGCAGACUUCAGUCCAGAAUCUCCUAGUGUGAAAUGGUACAAUAUACUCUCCUUCCGCUUCAUGCAACCGUCCGACAGCUCCGGUACCAGUAGCAACGGCGCCUCGACGAGCGUCAGACUGGCGAAGCACGACAAGCAGGAGUCGGAUAUUUCGGUGUACAGGAGCGCGCAAAAUACAAAGGAGGAGAGCAGCGACGAGAGUACGAUAAUCAGUUCUCAAACGUCCACCUUGACGAGAAACCAGGGAUGCGAUGAACUGCAAACAGCCGUGACGCUGAGGCUGGAAGAGCUGAAUUGUCUGCACAGCCCGGAGGAGGAGGACGAGGACGAUGGUAGCGAAAGCGGAAGCGAGGACAGCGACGAGGAAGGUAUCAUCGUGGAGUUUACGAUGGAGGAUAACGUUCUUGAGGAUGUUUUGGAGCACGAGGAAGACGAAGAGUUGAACGAGGAAACGAGGCAAACGCAGGACAAGGAAACAAACACCGAGUGCAUAUUUAUUCCGGAACAGGGUAAGCAAAGGAAGCUCUCCGCGGCUGGUGUCGCACCUGGCGCUAUUCACGACGACAAGAACUCUAUUGUGAUCAAGAGGAGUCAAACGUUCUCGCCUAGCGCGGCCGUCAGCAGAAAUCAUUAUAUCUGCCGGCUCAAUCGCAGCGACAGCGACAGCAGUAUGCCACUUUAUCGUAGAGGCGGACCUUUCCAACGAAACUCGGUGGAGAGACGUUCCCUGCGAUGGCGUCGACCGUCCUCCGCCCUCAGCUACAAAGCCACGAAGAAGUCGUCCCAUUUACCGCCGACAGCGAGGACGUCGUUGGAUCUCGAAUUAGAUCUCCAAGCGCAGCAUGCUAGACUGAACAACCUCCAAGAUGAGCUUAGCAGGUUACGCGAAUUGAAGCAACGGCUGGAACAAGCGCGCGAGAAAGGCGACACCGACCUAGCGACAUGGCUGCUGGAAGACCAGAAAUUCCAAAGUCUCAUAGCGCAGGCCGAGAGCGGCAAGAACGGCAAGAGUCCCGAGGAUAAAAAGGUGGAGAAGAUGCUGAAGAAAACCUCAAAAGAGAUCUACAAAUUAAGGAAAACGAAGGCCGGGAAGGGGAAACCCGACAUAAUUUCCUUCAAAGAAAAGAUGGCCUUCUUUACGCGGAUAAAUCUGAACGUUCCUGUUCUGCCACCUGAGGAGACCGAGGGCACGUGUUCUGCGGCACCGCACGCGCACAGGAAGUACGCGUCGGAGCCAGCCGUCGUCACCAGCGCUCACGGUUUCGUGAAUUCGUUGACGUCACGGCCGAACAACGUCCCCAGCGGAAGUGCAUCGCCCGUCACGAAAAGCGGCGGUGUCGCGGAUCGAAAUGCCGCGAGUGUCGUCGUCACGAUUACCAACGAGGAUGAGGUCGCGUUGUCCAACGCCGACGGCAAGUCCGUGAAUGCUAAAGGUCGACCGGCGGUGGAGACGGACGCGCGAAGUUCGGAGAACGGUGAGAGAGAGGCUCUAUCGAAGUCCGCCGAGAAGAAUGGCAACGGGGAGCCGAAGAGGUACGAGUAUGUCGUCGACCGGGUCCUCGGCGUGGAGGUGUGAAGGUCCGAGGAUCGCGCGCAUUCCAGGCUGUAGCGCGACGGAGCUGCAGUUCCGCGUUCACAGAUCUGUUUCCCCUCGUGUUUAAAAUAGCAGCAAGACGAGGGGAGAUGCGAGAGAGAAAGAGAGAUGCAGGGGUCACGAAGUCGCUGGCCCCCUAACUCUGAAUCCCUGGUGCCAUGCGCAGAUUAUAGGACGCGAGCAUCAAGGAGCUCGAGGGACGAGAUGCGCCAAGGAUGGAUUGUUGUCGACAAACUGCGCGCUGCGAAGCUGUAGUCGAUGUGACCAGUGAUCACGGUGCAUGUGCCAAUGCCGGGUGUCAGAAGCAACCUCUUCGACGGACGCAGCGGCGAGAAUUACGCGCGUACGCGAGCGCGAUUGUGUACAUAUACAGAAACGUAAAUUAUUUAAACGAUACUCUCUACGAUAGGCUAUUUAAUUGUUUAACCCGACUCGCCCGAGUCCACGUCGCGAAAUCGCGGCCGCGACACCCUCGCAUGUCGUGUCGUUCCCUCUGUGCGUCGGAAGCACAUGACCCACCGAGCAGCUGGUCUGCGACUCGAAAGUCUAACGAGAGGAAAAGCCGCGCCCAGGUUGGUUAGCGUGUUUUGCUGCGACCUCGGUGCCGCCGUUUUGCAACGCGUUUCCUAACGCCGAGUUCCCGGAUCGCGAUCAAAUCCAGCGGAAACGAAUUUCCAAGUGUCCUUCACGCGUAUCGAUUCUGGCAACACCGCGAUUCGUAACUUCCAAAUUUAACAAAGCUUGAUCCUCUGUUACGCCCGGAUCUUUUUCUCUCUUUGAUUUGAAUCAGAUGAAAUACUCGCGCGAGUUCUGCUCGCUAAUCUUUCAUGGCAAAUCGAAUCAGCUGCAACUUCAUUCUUAUCCCUUCAGCCUCAGCUAUGGAAUUUUCGAAAUUGUGAUCAGAUUGUUCGUUUUGGGAAAGUUUUAGAAAACAGACUGCCUUAUCCCAACCGGUCUCGGACGAAUGUAGACGUUCGUUGACUACCGUCCGUAGGGACUCCAGGUUCUAGUACUUGAGGUCGUAAGUGCCAGGGAAUUAGGUGGAUGGAGUGAUCAGUAACAGAUCGUGUGUCGUUUCCGGCGAUCUGGAUAUAGCUUGACGUCAUAAUCUUUAUCUGCCUUGAAACACUCCUCCACCAGCGGACCGUGCAACAAUGUGCCUUAUUGUUGAAUUAAUCGCGCGGAGAAAGCGCCGCGAAUAUAUACAGGAUAUCCGAUACGAGAUAUCGUGAUACAAUUGACGAGGAGGUGAUUCCUCUUCUCUCCUCUAAUAAACAAGCGAAAGAUAAUUUUCUCUUAGGUUACAUCAUUUUUUAUGUAAUAUACAUAUAUCUGCCCGUAUUUAUACCGGCGUGGGAGGAUUAAACUGCAAUUGUUUGUAGCGAGCCUCGACAGUUGUAUCAUGAUUUGCCGGACAGUCUGCAUUCUCUAAGCGUUACAUUGCUCAUGUUAUUACACCGGGGAUACAUGUGAAUAUUCAGAUGAAGGCGCGACAACCAAAAAUACUUAUUUCCGCAAAUCAGCGACAACGUUGUGACGAUUCCAAUUAAUCACAACUGCUUUCUUAGAGUAUUUCAAGAUAAGUAUCUAAGUGCCUACAUGUUCGACGUUAAUAAGAUAUACGAAGCUGCAUACGAAAUAAUCUUCUUGAGAAUUCGUUACGUACACAGUCUCUUUUAUAUUGCAUUUGCCUGGACGUAACUGAUUUUACAACGUCGACUUUUUACCUCGUAAUUUGAAUAAGAAGAAAAAGUGAAUUUCAAUUUAUCGUGAUUAUCGAUAGAUAACGGACCGCAAAUAAUCCGGAGAAGUGUAUUAAAAUAUAAAGUGCGUUACUCGAAACAAAAAAAGAAACGUUUGUCGAUUGCGGUAGUACCAUAAAGUAUGCGGAAAAGAGACAUUUCUGGGCGUCGCCUUUAAUGCUAGAACGGCCGUCUUUUUUUUUACGGUAAAAUGCAAUAACUACCCAGUUGAUUUUACCGACUAAAAGAUAUUUUGAGAUGUAUUUAAGACGAUCCUUAAAUAUAAAAAUUGGCUGUAAACAAGCCUUAGUGUGCACUCAGUGCGCACUAGUGCAAGCAACCGAAUUCGCUAUAAGAUAAAGAAACAAAUUUCAUUGUCGUUUGACAUACGAAUACUUUUAACUUGGCCGUUCUAGUGUUAAUGCGGGAGAUAGAAAAUCCCGAUUCUUAACACAGAUUGUUGACGAGAGAUAUCUCCAAGGUAACGGAUGCCAUAUUACGUGUAUAUGAAGGAGCCCAAGAUGUAGGUGUUGGCAGUUAGGGAAGAGGAGGGUGAUAACGAAAGAAAAAAAAAA